This is a messenger RNA of Mya arenaria, 2104 nucleotides long. RefSeq lists its product as uncharacterized. The transcript has 11 exons. The record is from RefSeq and is a predicted model, not a curated record. Bases 47 to 2032 code for a protein of 661 amino acids. NCBI's taxonomy places the organism in Eukaryota, Metazoa, Mollusca, Bivalvia, Myida, Myidae.
AUAUAUAUGUAACAAUUUCUUAUUUCAGCACAGAAGAGUUGCAAGUAUGCUGAGCGGAUUACUAUUUUCUGGGCUGUUUGCGCUGUUGGGUGCCUCUUGUGUUCCAAGCCACAUUAAGCUCGGGUAUGGCACUGUGCGUGUAACAACAGUCGACAGACAGUAUCAGCUAGGCGAUAUCUUCUACAGGGACUGUGCAGCGCCUGCGGACCGCGAGCACAUCGGUUGGUGCCCGGAUCCCCAUGACCUUGACCCCAAGAUACGGAUAAACUUCCCGGAAGUUACCGCCCUCAGUGCCAUAGUGUUCCAGACCACUUACACCGCCUGUGACAGACCGACUGACUACAACCGUAAGGCUUUCCUGGAAACGUUUGACCUCCACUACCUACUUCCGGGGGACAACCAGGAAUCCUGGGUUCUGUUUGAAGAGGGCAUGUCGGCGUUGGACGGCCACUCGGCGGAGAAGACAGUGACGUUUGAUCGCCCCAUUACGACCCAAGUCCUCAGGAUCACACCGAAAACACAAAACGUCUACCCGUGCUUCAGAGUCAAGUUCAUAGGCUGUAAUGCCGAAAGUCUUUGUCCCUCUGAGUGGUGUCUUAAUGGCGGGAAGUGUGCGGGUGAGAACUACUGCACGUGCGCUGAAGGUUUCCUUGGCAACCGUUGUAACCAAACAGUGGAAGACUUGGACCAGUACGACUACGACUUUAAAGAAAUCACAAAUGGUGAGCUGAUUACGCCUGACGCCGUAUUCUCCGUCGUUGGUGACGUCACGUUGGAAACGGCAUCAAGGAAACGUCGUGAUGGUCACGGUCAUGGACACAGUCAUGGACACUCAUGUCACUUCCAUAGUCACCACGGUCACCACAGUUACUGCCAGUACAGCCACCAGAACCAUCACGGCAGCCACAGCAGUCACAACUCACACAACCAAGGCACAAGCAGCGGAAGUAGCAGCGGAGGAAAUAGUGGCAGCGGUGGUGGUCAUUGUAUGAACAAUCUGAACCAACACCACCAUGGCUUCACAACGUCAAUGAACGUCCACUUCCACCACAACCACCAAGGCCACUGCCAUCUUUUCUCGAGCGGUGGCAACUUCCCGGGUUACCAGGGAACGUCACUAAGCUACAACACCAACCAACAUAAACUCGAGUUCCACGUUAGCACUAAUACGCAUAAAUGGUCGGUCAACGUGCAUAUUAACCUACAGUUACAUGUCACACACUCCAUCUCUGUCUCCUGGCAUCCCCAUACCGGCGCCUCUGUAACGGUCAAUAAUCAGCACAAAGGUUCCUGCGCAUGCGCACAACCCCAUUCAUCACCCGCCAAUAAAGUUAUGGAGCUGCUGAUAGGGGGCGGGAAUGUGAAAUAUGCUCUCGACACCUUAGUGAACAUGUCCAUAAGUGGCCUGAACAUAUUCGCUGCCCCUGCUUCACAGCUCCAUAAGGCUGGCGUCCAAGCUCCUUUCACCCCGCCUUCCCUGUCCACCGCCUCUCCAAUGACUACCACUACAACAUCAACAACUUCUACAACGCCUACAACCACCACAACAACUACCACUACCACCACAACUACCCCAGCGCCAGUCACCGCCACCACCGUUAACAAAACCCCACAGACCACAACCGCCGCCACCACACCCACGUCUACCUCAACAACAACAACCACGACAACAACGCCCAUCCAUGGGCCAACAUGUUUCACAUACACCAACGAGAAGACGAUCGGAGCGGUACAAACCCACACCCGAUGUGCUGCAGGCGAGGUCUGCUCUUUGUUUAAAGAAGUCCAAGGCCAAGGCUACACCGCUAAGUGCUUGGAAAAGAAUCUGUGCGAUACAGGAAAGAGGCUUGCUUCCGGUGCCUGCUGGGAAUGUUGCGAUAGCUACCUCUGCAACGACCACUGCUCUGCUUCUUCAUCUGCAACGUGUCAAGACAAGCCAACGUGUCAGACCAUUAUGGCGACCGGAUAUGACGUAUGCACUGAUACCAAGAUGGCGGUCGACCUUUGUAGCAAAACAUGCAAAAUCUGUUAAAUGUGUCUACCGUCUAGAUGGAUGCUUUUCGCUGAUAUUAAUUGAAUUUUACAAGUAUUUAAUUUGGAAUUU